AUGGCCACCACAACGAAGCAGUAUGGCAUUACGCCUCCCAUGUCGGUAGCGCUCCCCGAGCAGAAGGACAUCGAGAAGAACGCCGAACUUAUCGAGGAGUUGAAGAGAGAGAACAACUACGAGACACAAGAAGCGACCAAGAAGCGCAUGUCGACGCUGGCUCUGCUGCAGAGAUGCCUCAUUGAAUUCGUCAAACACGUUGCGCUCGGCAAGCAACACUCUCCGCAACAGGUCGAGAAGUAUGGAGGCAAGAUAGUUGCGUAUGGAAGCUAUCGCCUAGGCGUGUAUGGUCCUGGCUCCGACAUAGACACCCUCGCUGUUGCUCCUCGACAUAUCACACGUGACGACUUCUUCAAGCACUUCCCGGACACCCUGCGCCGAUUGGUGACAGAGGACGCUAUUGGCUUUCUCGUGCCAGUCCACGAUGCCUUCGUGCCCAUCAUCAAGCUCCAACUUUAUGGGAUCGAAAUAGACUUGAUAUUCGCUUCAAUCAAUGGACUAGAAUCAGUCGACAAGACCCUGAAUUUGAGCGACAACAAGUUGCUGGAUGGAAUGGAUCAAGCAACAGUACGUGCUGUCACGGGGCCCCGAGUCACGGACGAGAUACUUCGCCUGGUCCCCGAGGCCAAAACUUUCCGCACAGCACUGAGGGCGAUCAAGCUCUGGGCUCAACGGAGAGCAAUCUACGCCAAUAUCGUCGGCUUUCCCGGUGGUGUCGCGUGGGCCAUGCUAGUUGCUCGCGUCUGUCAGUUCUAUCCACAUGCGAUCGGAGCGACAAUUGUCAGCAAAUUCUUUUUCAUCAUGAAGGACUGGAAGUGGCCUCAACCUGUGCUCCUCAAAGACAUCGAGCCACAAAAAGGCAAUGACAAGGUGUGGAAUCCUGCUCUCUACAACGGCGACCGCAAGAAUCUCAUGCCGAUCAUUACGCCAGCCUAUCCUUCCAUGUGUGCUACCUACAACAUAUCACAGUCGAAUAAGACCGUCAUACUCCGAGAGCUCGAACGUGGUGCGAAGAUCACCAACAACAUUUUCUUCGGCGCCGGGAAGUGGAGUGACCUCUUUGAGAAGCACACAUUCUUCACCAAGGACCACAAGUAUUACCUCAGUGUCAUCGCUUCCUGCAAGGGCAAAGAUGAUAUCAAAGCGUGGAGUGGGCUCGUCGAGUCUAAAAUUCGAAUUCUGGUGGGACAACUAGAGCUGAUCAAGGACCAAAUCAGUCUUGCGCGGCCAUACGUCAAAGGCUUCGCUCGUGCACAUCGCUGUGCGGACGAAGCGAACGGCAAUGCAGUCGGUGCCAGCGGAGCCGAAGAACCUCCGAGCGGAGGCAAUUUCCAUACACAUACUUUCUACAUCGGAAUCGAUCUGACGCCCUCCGCCCAAAAGAAUCUCAACAUCUCCGCGGCGAUUUCGUACUUCAAAGGAGUUUGCCAGGGCUGGCAGGACUACGAUGCAAAUAUUCAUUUCCUUGACGCGGUCCCCGUGAGGGCACACGAGCUGCCUGAUGAUCUAUUCGACAAGGCUAAGGGUGAGGUGAAGCCAGCUAGGCCGCCUAAGAAAAAGCCUCUGGCUCGACCGAACGGCGAUGCGAACGGCGCUUCCACUGGACCAGAUGCCAAGCGACCGAACGACGACUCCAAUGGCGUCUCGGCGGGACCAGAUACCAAGCGGCAGAAGACUGCUAAUGGUACUACUACACCCACGCCAGCCGCAACUGUAACAAUCGCUCCGGCUUGA
Cyphellophora attinorum is the source of this 1734-nucleotide messenger RNA. RefSeq names its product Poly(A) polymerase PAPa. The transcript is spliced from 2 exons. Gene Ontology annotation, cellular component: nucleus. NCBI's taxonomy places the organism in Eukaryota, Fungi, Ascomycota, Eurotiomycetes, Chaetothyriales, Cyphellophoraceae. The coding region runs from base 1 to 1734 and encodes 577 amino acids. Gene Ontology annotation, molecular function: RNA binding; poly(A) RNA polymerase activity. The record is from RefSeq and is a predicted model, not a curated record.